CACACGACGCGGUUCUUCGCUCGGCCGCCCGCCCGCGCGCCUCCGUCCCUUUGUCCUCCUUCUCGUGUUCUUCGUGGCCAUCACUCAAGCAACAGUCGCUGGCUCGCUUGCCUCUGCCUCGUCGGCAUAUAGUGGCUACUUAUGAUUGCAGCAGCAACGGCGAGAUAGCGUUGCGGGAGGAUGGCAGGCACGGGGUUCAGAGUGAACCAGGUCAUCGGCCGCCUCGUGCCUGUGCUCCUCCUCAUUUACGUCGGCUUUGCCUAUCACCUCGUCAUCUAUGAGCAUGCCUACAAGCACCAGUUUUUGACACACAAUCUCUGGCUCUAUCCCUUGGUCCACGUCUUUGCCACCCAUCUUGUCUUCCUCCCGGCUUUGUUCGCCUACCUCAGCAUCUUCCUCGCCUAUGGCGUCGAUGUUGAUUCUCAAGGAGAGACUCGAGAGGCACGCCCUUCCCCCGUCUCUCCCCUCCGCCGGCUGAUUGGUGCCCGGCUUCCCCGUCCCACGUUUGAGCCACCGCCCGAUAUCGUCCGCGGUCAUGUCCUGUACGAGUGCGAUGCCGAGGGCAAUCCUCUUCGUUGCUGGCGAGACGACUGCCAGGGCCGCUGGAAGCCGCCGCGAACACGGCACUGCGGCGAUUGUCGAACCUGUCGCGCAGGUCUCGACCACCACUGUCCCUGGUUCGAUGCCGACGUGUGCGCACCCACCACUAUGACACUGUUCCUCGGCUUCCUCGCCCUCGUCCCCAUCCUCUGCCUGCUUGCCUUCGCACCGCUCCUUCCCACCGUCUGGUCUCACACGACAUCCAUCUGGCGUUGGGCCAACGAGAGCGAGGCGCUGAGGGCAUCCUGGUGGUCGAGGAAGAAGUCCUGGAUCGGCGGGCCCAUGUACCGAUGGAUCAUUGGUUUCUACCUCGCCGCUCGCUCCUAUCCGGCUGAAGUCGAGGCCGAGUCCUCCAAGUCCAUUUACUUCUCCAGCCCCAACGCUCGACCGGCGCUCCUCGUCUUGCUUGCCGCUGGUCUCUCUUCUGUCACGAUUGGCCUUCUCUUCUUCACGCUCCUCAAUCUCGCAAAGGGCGAGCUCACAAUCGACACACAGCGCCGCAAAUCCUACCGAAAGGCCAUGGUCAGCGGCGAUGCCGCCGCGGCCGCUCGUCUUGCGCCCACGAGGCACUUUUGGAUCCCUCUGGGCGACGAGAGCGACGGUGGCGUCGUCGUGUCGACGCUGCCAGAGGAACAAUCGUACGAUCUGGGAAGCUUUUGGGAGAACAUGAAGGCCUUUCUUGGAUGGCCGCCAUACAGCCGAGACGUGCUUCUCACAAACUGGCCGAUUGCAAAAGGUGUUAAAGAGCGCAUGCUCAAGGAGGCACAAGCGAGAUCUAGGAAGAACAAUUGA
Messenger RNA from Acaromyces ingoldii, 1392 nucleotides. RefSeq lists its product as hypothetical. Gene Ontology annotation, biological process: protein targeting to membrane; peptidyl-L-cysteine S-palmitoylation. Bases 181 to 1392 code for a protein of 403 amino acids. Gene Ontology annotation, cellular component: Golgi apparatus; endoplasmic reticulum. The transcript has 5 exons. The record is from RefSeq and is a predicted model, not a curated record. NCBI's taxonomy places the organism in Eukaryota, Fungi, Basidiomycota, Exobasidiomycetes, Exobasidiales, Cryptobasidiaceae. Gene Ontology annotation, molecular function: protein-cysteine S-palmitoyltransferase activity.